Molecule: messenger RNA, 1766 nt
Organism: Olea europaea var. sylvestris
Lineage: Eukaryota; Viridiplantae; Streptophyta; Magnoliopsida; Lamiales; Oleaceae
Product: IAA-amino acid hydrolase ILR1-like 6
Exons: 5
Coding region: 132-1556 (474 amino acids)
Biological process (GO): jasmonic acid metabolic process; auxin metabolic process
Cellular component (GO): endoplasmic reticulum
Molecular function (GO): IAA-Ala conjugate hydrolase activity
Source: RefSeq, a predicted model, not a curated record
UUCACCCCACACGACCCCGACCGUCUUGCUCUUGACUCUGUCAACCUUUGAUCUUCAUAAAUUAGUCCAAUUACUCUCCCCAUAAUCCUCUGUCUCUCUCUAAACAAUAAUUUACGAAAAAAAAAGAAAAAAUGCAGAUUCUUCACAAUCUCUCAGUUUUUGCAAAUUUUUGCGUUCUUUUUUACAUGAUCAUCAGCCCGUUUUCAGUCACAGCAAACCCCAGUCACGAUUUCUCCUAUUUUGAUUCAGUGCUUUCUUAUUUAAACAGGCCCUGUUUCAAAUCCAAUUCUUCAUCGGGAAAGAAAUCCUUGAUCCCAAAUUUGAAUACAGAUUGCAGUAUAUGGAACAGAGCUUGUUCGGAGGAGAUUUUGAAAUUUGCAAAGAACCCAGAAAAUGGAAAAUGGAUUAAAUCAGUGAGGAGAAGAAUCCAUGAGAACCCAGAACUCGCUUUCGAAGAAUUUGAGACGAGUAUGCUUAUUCGUCGAGAAUUGGAUAGAAUGGAAAUUGAUUAUAGGUUUCCAUUGGCUAAAACUGGGAUUAGAGCCAUGAUUGGUACUGGGGGGCCUCCUUUUGUUGCACUCAGGGCAGAUAUGGACGCUCUACCAAUUCAGGAACUUGUUGAAUGGGAGUACAAAAGCAAAAACGAUGGUAAAAUGCAUGCGUGCGGACAUGAUGUGCAUGUGGCCAUGCUUAUUGGUGCGGCAAAGAUUUUGAAAGCGCGUGAAAAGCAUUUACAAGGGACUGUUAUACUACUCUUUCAGCCAGCUGAAGAAGCUGGAAAUGGAGCAAAAAGGAUGAUGGGAGAUGGAGCCCUUGCAGAUAUCGAGGCUAUAUUCGCAGUGCACGUAUCCCAUCAGCUCCCUACCGGUGUCAUUGGGUCAAGAACCGGUCCUUUACUCGCCGGUGUUGGCUUCUUCAGAGUUGUUAUUACUGGUACACAGGACCAAGUGAGAAGCCCUCACCAGUCGGUUGACCCCGUCUUUGCAGCUUCAGCAGCCGUGAUCAGCUUACAGGGUAUCAUUUCUCGAGAAACGAAUCCUUUGGACUCUCAGGUGGUCUCGGUAACUUUCUUUAACAGUGGAGAUGAUCUUGAUGUUAUACCAGAUAGUGUUGAGUUUGGUGGCACCUUAAGGGCAUUUUCUAACACGAGCUUCUACCAACUUGUCAAAAGAAUAGAAGAGGUAAUUGUAGACCAAGCUCGGGUUUUCAGAUGCUCUGCCACAGUCGACUUUUUUAAGGACACAGACACAAUUUACCCACCAAUGGUAAACGAUGACCGCAUGUAUGAACACGUGAAGAAGGUCACCACCGAUUUGAUAGGGCCCGAAAAUUUCAAAGUCGUCCAGCCAGUAAUGGGGGGUGAGGACUUUUCAUUCUACUCCGAGGUGAUCCCAGCAGCCUUCUACUACAUCGGCAUCAUGAACGAGACUCUAGGCUCGGUACACUCGGCACAUUCUCCACAUUUCAUGAUCGAUGAAGAAGCGCUCCCAGUAGGUGCAGCAACUCAAGCUGCCAUAGCCGAGAGAUACCUCAGCGAUCGUCAUGAUCUAAGCUAACUAAAUUUUGGUGCUUAGGGAACAUAGUAUAUAAGAAUAACCUAGUUUUACCUGCGUAUGAACAGGAGAGUUAGAGAGUAUGUUUUUUCACUGUGUGUAUAUAUCGUCUCAUGCCAGCAAGUUUUAUUUUCAUUUAUUCAUUUUUUUCAUUCUUUUAAUGUAAAAUUCGAGUCUUGCCAAUAAAGUUUACUCGUGCAUGAUCACCGAACA